Molecule: messenger RNA, 2169 nt
Organism: Neoarius graeffei (lesser salmon catfish)
Lineage: Eukaryota; Metazoa; Chordata; Actinopteri; Siluriformes; Ariidae
Gene: unc119a1
Product: unc-119 homolog a (C. elegans)
Exons: 5
Coding region: 298-909 (203 amino acids)
Biological process (GO): positive regulation of protein tyrosine kinase activity; lipoprotein transport; negative regulation of clathrin-dependent endocytosis
Cellular component (GO): spindle midzone; centrosome; spindle pole
Molecular function (GO): lipid binding
Source: RefSeq, a predicted model, not a curated record
AAGGAGCACAGAAUUAGUUACAAAAGCUGGUGUUGCCAGAUUGGCUGUCUAAUCUUAGAAGUGGUUUGUUUGUGUUUUGAGUUAAACAGUAGACAUGAUGGUGUUCCGUUGGUAGAGUUAAAACUACCAAACGUAUCGGUUCUGAAGGGUUCUGUUUGGUCUGGAUAAAUACUCUAACACUGAACGCAAUCUGGCAACCCGAGUACACAGAGGGUGAAGUGAAUCAAGCGGAUGCUCUGAUCUGAUCCAUAACGGGUUCAUCUCACACACACACUGUAACCGGAGACGCACUGGGCAAUGAGAGUGAAGCAGGGGGCCGAGGGAGGACUGCCGUGUACCACAGAGGAGGAGCUGCUCCUCAAAAAGCCCCUGAUCACACCGGAGGAUGUGCUCGGCCUGCAGAGGAUCACCGACAAUUACCUGUGUAGCUCAGAGGAUAAUGUCCAUAAGAUCGAGUUCACCAGGUUCAAGAUCCGCGACAUGGAAACAGGGACCGUUCUUUUUGAGAUCACCAAGCCUCCUGUUCUGGAGGACAAUAGAAAGGACCUUGACCCCAACGCUGGGCGCUUUGUACGCUACCAGUUCACUCCAGCAUUUCUGCGGCUACGACAGGUCGGAGCGACGGUGGAGUUCACCGUAGGGGACAUUCCUAUCAACAACUUCCGCAUGAUUGAGAGGCACUACUUCCGAGGACGGCUACUGAAGAGCUUCGACUUUGAGUUUGGGUUCUGUAUUCCCAGCAGCAAGAACACCUGCGAGCACAUCUAUGAAUUCCCUCCUCUGUCAGAGGAGCUCAUGAAGGAGAUGAUCCAAUAUCCAUACGAGACCCAGUCAGACAGCUUCUACUUUGUGGACAACAAGCUGGUGAUGCACAAUAAAGCAGAUUAUUCUUACAGCAGUGGCCCAUAGGAGCUUUAUCAGAAACAUGGACUGAAGUGUUAAGGCUCCCAAUCCAGUCUUGAAAAUUUGGCAAAAAAAAAAACACCCCAACCUCAGGGUUUGUAUGCAAGUUGUGUGUGUGCACCAGAGAGUCAGAAGAGAACUCUACACUGAAAAGUGGGUCUUGCUGAGCCCUCAUUGUGUUAUUCCUAGAAUAGUUUAUUUAAUUAUUGCCUAGAAGGUGUGUCUGGUUGUAUACAUUUCAUAUGCAUUAAUAGCCUGCAUGACGUGGGUUUUUGUUUGUUUGGCAUGUUUUGUGUAAUACUUCAAAUCUGUGUAGAGUUCUUCUCUCAAUAGCCACCCUUCACUUCAGGAUGUAGUCGGGAUGCACUGAUGCGUUUCCUCCCCUUCCCCCAGAGUUGGAGUACAUGUUUAUUGGUACUCCUCAGUAAUAAUACUGAAAAGACUAAUCUACUUGGUAUUUAGUAAACAGAUGUCCCAGAAUGUGCCAUUUAGCUCUGUUUCACUUCAGGGGGGGAAAAAAAGUUCCUGUAGGCUCCAGCUAUAGUUUUCUUGGCUUCAUUGCAUCUGAAUCUCGCGAGUGAUGGUGGCUGACCAAGAACAAUAUACUGGGCAAGAGCGGCUAUUUUCCCCACUCCCCUAGUGUUGCCUGUAGACAGGGUUGUUGGGUGGCUGGGUUUUUUUUUUUUUUUUUUUUUUUUUUUUUUUAAACCUGGUUAGCAUUUUCAUGAGGUUUAAGUCACAAAGUAUCACUGGGUAUCAGAUGCUGGUAUUGGCGUGUGAUGUUUGUUUGUUUUUUAAAGAUACAAAUAUGAAUACAAGUAAUUGAUGCCAAUUACUGUUUAAAUAAUCAAUACAUGCAUGGUAUAAUUUUGAUAUGACUCAUUCCAAAAUGUUCAUUGUUAGAAUUCCCCCCCCCCCUUACUGUGUAGUUUUGGACACUUUGGCCAGUACCUUAAACCAAAUGGGAGAAAGUGUGAGUGACUUUUGUCUGAGAGGUUGUGAGCACAUGGUCUGUGCAAUUAUUGACUGCAGUGAAAGGGUUUAGCUCCUUACCUUUAGAUGUUGGGGGGGAUUUUGUGUGGUUUUUUUUUUUUUUUUUUAAUAAACUUCAUGGUUUAUUUGGUUGACGGCAAAUGUGAUCAUUUAUGACUUUUUGUCUGGAGUAUAUUUUAAUAGCAAUGUGUGUUUAAAAAAAAAUGCUCAAGAGAGAUCUAUGUUGGAUAGUUUAUACAUCAUAGUGAUUGUCUUUAUUAAUGUUAUCAUUGU